Molecule: messenger RNA, 4014 nt
Organism: Drosophila mauritiana
Lineage: Eukaryota; Metazoa; Arthropoda; Insecta; Diptera; Drosophilidae
Product: 5-oxoprolinase
Exons: 5
Coding region: 67-3951 (1294 amino acids)
Biological process (GO): glutathione metabolic process
Cellular component (GO): cytosol
Molecular function (GO): 5-oxoprolinase (ATP-hydrolyzing) activity
Source: RefSeq, a predicted model, not a curated record
GGCCUGUAACACACGGUGUCCGCUCAGUCUUAAUGUUCCACUUAUCCGGAUCGAACAAAAAACACAAUGUCGGGCACUAAAUACUGUUUCGCAAUCGAUCGCGGUGGCACUUUCACGGACGUGCUGUGCAUUUGUCCGGGUGGCAAAGUGCGAACCAUGAAGUUGCUCUCCGAGGAUCCAGAGCGGUACAGCGAUGCGCCACGGGAGGGCAUCCGCCGGAUACUUAAGGAGGAGACCGGUGAGGACCUGGCCGCGAGCGGCUUGGUGGAUACCUCGAAGAUCGGUUGGGUUCGCAUGGGCACUACGGUGGCCACCAAUGCUCUCUUGGAACGCAAGGGAGACCCAGUGGUCCUGGUGGUGAACAGUGGCUUCCGUGACCUGCUCUACAUUGGCAACCAGGCCAGGCCGAAGAUCUUCGAUCUGAACAUUCGCAAGCCAGCGAAUCUAUACAAGUCCGUAGUCGAGGUGGACUGCCGCAUAAUUCCAAAGCAGGCGGACCGCUGUGAGCUCAAUCACAGCUGGAAGGAGCUGGAGGGUGUGGCCGGCACCAAGUAUCUGGAGGUGCAUCCCGUUGAUGAGGUGGCAGUACGACAAGCCCUCUCAGCUGCCCGUGAUCAGGGUGUCUCAUCCGUGUCCGUGGUCUUGGCCCACAGCUACGCCUGCCCGAAGCACGAGCUCCGAGUGGGAGCCAUUGCCCGGGAGCUCGGCUUCAGCCAUGUGACGCUGUCCCACCAGGCCAUGCCCAUGUGUCGGGUGGUGGCCCGUGGUUAUACGGCCUGCGCGGAGGCCUACCUGACUCCCCACGUAGACCGUUACUUGGCCAGCUUCAAAUCCGGUUUCGACAAGCAGUUGGAGGGUGUGGAUGUGCUCUUUAUGCAAUCUGAUGGAGGUCUGACCAAUAUGGAGAACUUCCGUGGAGCUCGGGCAAUUCUCUCGGGUCCAGCUGGAGGAGUUGUAGGAUACGCUCUGACAGGAGCCCGGGAAACGGAACUGCCACUGAUCGGUUUCGACAUGGGCGGCACCUCUACGGAUGUGUCCCGGUAUGCCGGAACCUACGAGCACGUGAUCGAAAGCACCACAGCAGGUGUAACGAUCCAGGCUCCGCAGUUGGAUAUCAAUACUGUUGCUGCAGGCGGUGGAUCCCGUCUUUUCUUCCGAUCUGGCAUAUUUGUGGUGGGUCCAGAAUCGGCAGGAUCUCAUCCUGGACCUGCUUGCUACAAGAAGGGCGGGCCACUGACAGUCACUGAUGCCAAUCUAGUGCUAGGACGCAUUCUGCCACAAUACUUCCCGAAGAUCUUUGGUCCGCGGGAGAACGAACCGCUGGAUCAUGAGAUCGCAAGGAGUAAGUUUGUGGAGCUCCAGGCCGAGAUCAACAACUAUUUGAAGAGUUCCGGAGACAAUAGAGUCUUAAGCGUCGAGGAUGUGGCCCUCGGUUUCAUUCGGGUGGCCAAUGAAACCAUGUGCCGUCCGAUUCGUGCCUUGACCCAAUCACGAGGAUUGGAUACGGCCAACCAUGUGCUCUCCUGCUUUGGAGGAGCCGGUGGCCAGCACGCCUGUUCCAUUGCCCGAAAUCUGGGAAUUGCGAAGGUAGUCGUCCACAAGUACGCCGGAAUUCUGUCUGCCUAUGGAAUGGCUCUGGCGGAUGUGGUGCAAGAAUUCCAAGAACCGAAUGGCCUGGAGUUCAGCGAUGCGAAUGCCCAGCAACUGAAGGAGCGUUUGGACGCCUUGUCCAAGCAAUGUCACGACAAGUUGUCUGAGCAGGGAUUCAAGCGCAUUGAGCUGGAGCCCUUCCUUCACUUGCGAUACGAAGGCACCGAUGGCGCCUUAAUGGUUGCUCCUUCAACUGGAAAGCAGUCAUCCGAUUCAAAUCCCCUAUUAGCGGCCUACGGAGAUUUCCAUGCCACCUUCCUGGAGCGCUAUCGCACUGAGUUUGGAUUCGUAUUGCAAAACAGACGGAUUAUUGUCGACGACAUUCGCAUUCGAGGAUUGGGCAAGAACGAAACCCCACCGGAGUCGAAAGUUCAGGCUGCCGCCGAAGUGAAGCCACCAGCGGAGGCGAAUACUCGACUUUACUUUGACCAGGGCGCUUUCGAUGCUCCGAUUUACCUGACCAAGAACCUACUGGCCGGACAUAGGAUCAGCGGGCCUGCGGUGCUCAUUGACCAGCUCUCGACCAUCGUCGUCGAACCAGAGUGUAGUAUCCAAGUUACUCAGUUUGGAGACCUUAUCAUGGACGUGAAAACGGGUGGCAAGCAUGGCAUCAAUGCGGACUUGGAUCCUGUGCAUCUGAGCAUCUUUAGCCAUCGGUUCAUGAGUAUCGCCGAGCAGAUGGGAAGGGUGCUCCAGCGCACUUCGAUUUCCACCAACAUCAAGGAGCGUCUGGACUUCUCUUGUGCCCUUUUCGGACCAGAUGGUGGUUUGGUUAGCAAUGCUCCCCACAUUCCAGUUCACCUGGGUGCCAUGCAAGAAACCGUCCAGUAUCAACUCAGGGUGCGCGGAGAGACCCUCAAGAACGGCGAUGUCAUCCUGGCCAACCAUCCAUCGGCAGGAGGAUCUCACUUGCCCGAUUUAACUGUCAUCACGCCGGUCUUUUAUGAAACUCAUCCGCGACCCGUUUUCUUUGUGGCCUCCCGUGGUCACCAUGCGGAUAUUGGUGGAAUUACUCCUGGAUCUAUGCCGCCGCACUCCACCUCGUUGGCCCAGGAGGGUGCCGCCUUCAAGUCCUUCCUGAUUGUAGAGAAUGGCCUGUUCCAGGAGCAGCAGAUCAUCGAGCAGCUGACCACGCCCACGGCCGCAAAGGGAGCUGUGGGAACCCGGAACUUGAGCGACAACCUAUCAGAUCUGAAGGCUCAGAUCGCCGCCAACCACAAGGGCAUCCAGCUGGUGGCGGAGCUGAUCGGCAGCUAUGGAUUAGAUGUGGUCCAGGCCUACAUGUCGCACAUCCAGAAGAACGCCGAACUGGCGGUUCGUGAUAUGCUGCGUCAGAUUGGCCGGGAUACUUUGGAGCGCACUGGAUCGACAGUGCUAGAGGCGAAGGAGUUCAUGGACGACGGCUCACCCAUCGCCCUCAAGGUGACCAUCGAUGCGGAGCAGGGAUCGGCUCUUUGCGACUUCACCGGAUCGGGAGUGGAAGUUUGGGGCAACUGUAAUGCUCCGCGGGCUAUCACGUUGUCCGCCCUAAUCUACUGCCUGCGCUGCAUGGUGGGCCACGAUGUGCCACUCAACCAGGGCUGCCUGGCACCCAUCCAGGUGAUCAUUCCGAAAAACUCCAUCCUGGAUCCCUCCGAGGGAGCAGCUGUGGUCGGCGGCAAUGUGCAGACAUCGCAGCGCAUCGUGGACACGGUUCUGAAGGCUUUCGGAGUUUGUGCCGCCUCGCAAGGAUGCAUGAACAAUAUAACUAUUGGGGAUGAGUCUUGGGGUUACUAUGAGACCGUGGCCGGAGGAGCUGGUGCCGGACCCGGUUGGCAUGGAGCCGGCGGAGUACAUACCCACAUGACGAACACUCGCAUCACUGAUCCGGAAAUCCUUGAACUGCGCUAUCCCAUGAUCCUGAAGAGAUUCUGCCUUCGCACAGAUGGCUCCGGCGGAAGAGGCCAGUUUAACGGAGGCGAGGGUGUGGAGCGGGAUCUGCUCUUCCGUAAGCCAGUUACCCUGUCCGUCUUGACAGAGCGACGAACUCUGCAGCCCUACGGUCUCGCUGGUGGAGAAUCGGGCAAGAGUGGACGCAAUUUGGUGGUGAAACGGGAUGGUCGAGUGAUCGCUCUGGCAGGAAAAACCUGCAUUGAUGUGGAAGCUGGGGACACCUUUGCCAUGAAAACUCCCGGCGGGGGCGGGUAUGGACCUAUUGAAGACUUUUCCAAGUCCGGUGAAUCCUUGAAUCAGGAAACCAGCAAACGAUACGUGGAACGUGGCACUGUCUUUAAUUAUCUUCAGUGCCAGGAGUCUGCCUAAGCAAAGUUUUAAUUUUGCUAUUAUAUGUGCCAUAUUAAUAAAUGUCCCUUGACGUUUGAAACA